CACCACCUGCUGGCGCGUGUUGCAGGAAGUUGCGCAGUAUGGUUGCGCAUCACCGCUGUAGAAUAAUGGCGCCUCUGGAUCUGGAUAAAUAUGCAGAGAUCGCAAAGCAGUGUAAAUAUCUCCCAGAGAAUGACCUGAAGAGGUUAUGUGACUAUGUGUGCGACCUUCUCCUGGAGGAGUCCAACGUGCAGCCCGUGUCCACUCCUGUGACCGUGUGUGGUGACAUUCAUGGACAGUUCUAUGAUCUUUGUGAACUCUUCCGUACCGGCGGCCAGGUUCCGGACACAAACUACAUAUUUAUGGGGGACUUUGUUGAUCGAGGGUAUUACAGUCUGGAGACGUUCACCUACCUGCUGGUCCUGAAAGCCAAGUGGCCUGACCGCAUCACGCUUCUACGUGGAAACCACGAGAGCAGACAGAUCACACAAGUCUACGGAUUUUAUGACGAGUGCCAGACCAAGUAUGGGAACGCUAACGCCUGGCGUUACUGCACCAAAGUGUUCGACAUGUUGACAGUCGCAGCUCUGAUGGACGAGCAGAUCCUCUGCGUCCAUGGAGGCCUCUCCCCGGACAUCAAAACUCUCGAUCAAAUUCGAACGAUUGAGCGGAACCAGGAGAUCCCUCACAAAGGAGCUUUCUGUGAUCUGGUGUGGUCGGACCCUGAAGACGUGGACACCUGGGCCAUCAGUCCCCGAGGAGCCGGCUGGCUGUUUGGUGCCAAGGUCACGAAUGAGUUUGUCCACAUCAACAACCUGAAGCUGAUCUGCAGAGCGCAUCAACUCGUCCACGAAGGCUACAAGUUCAUGUUCGACGAGAAGCUGGUCACCGUGUGGUCGGCUCCCAACUACUGCUACCGCUGCGGAAACAUCGCCUCCAUCAUGGUCUUCAAAGAUGCAAACACCAGAGAGCCAAAGCUGUUCAGAGCUGUGCCUGACUCCGAGAGGGUCAUCCCGCCCCGGACGACGACACCCUAUUUCCUGUAAAACUGAAAAAAGGCAGCGUUUCGUUUCAUUGCACAGACGUGCGACAGCAGCAUUAGCACUUGUGAACCCAUAUGAAGUUGUAUAGUAUAUUUAGAUUGUUUACAGUGCAUUUAAUGGUGCCAACUGUCAAUUAUCAUGCCCACUGACAUUAAUGCAGAUAUUCUGCUGCUAAAACCACAGAUUUAUUCACAGCAAAGGACGUUUGCUCCGCAGUGUUGGUGUUAUUACUGUGUUAUUGACUGUUAUUAAAAGAGAUAACAAUCAUUGAUGUCAACAGACCAAAUCAGAAUCCUACAUUUCAGCUGAAAACCCCUCUGCAGACAGAGAAGUAUGUGCACUGAUAUAUAAAAUGUUUCACUUUAUUUUGUUACAGUGAUGUAUCACAUCUUGGUGUAAAUUAACAAAGCACUGUACAAAAAUCAAAGAUCCUCUCUAUCCUUACACAUUUCAAUUGACGUUUAGACUUCCUGUAAUUAUGUCCUACAUGAUGAAAACCUGAGAGCUCAUGUACAAACAUUUAUCCGUCUUCAGUAUUGCUAAGCCUGUGGAACCUAAAAUGAUUUCUGUUAUUGACAGAUUUGUAAUCUGCUCUUGUAAUUAUUCCUCUGUGUAUGUCUCCAGUUUUUAAAUAAAGAAAUACAAAAAAGUUCAAA
Molecule: messenger RNA, 1636 nt
Organism: Notolabrus celidotus (New Zealand spotty)
Lineage: Eukaryota; Metazoa; Chordata; Actinopteri; Labriformes; Labridae
Product: serine/threonine-protein phosphatase 6 catalytic subunit-like
Exons: 7
Coding region: 39-983 (314 amino acids)
Biological process (GO): peptidyl-serine dephosphorylation; G1/S transition of mitotic cell cycle
Cellular component (GO): cytoplasm
Molecular function (GO): protein serine/threonine phosphatase activity
Source: RefSeq, a predicted model, not a curated record